AUGUCUUUCAAGCGUGAAGGAGUCGACAAAAGUUUGCUUAAUGUGUUACGGUUUAACCCUUUAGCACUCAACAUGCCCAAAUCCAGGACUUUAAGGAGCUCUCCUGAACGGAACGUACUCCUUUACCUUUUCUAUCUACAUUCUUUUCAGAAAAGAAGAGUGGAAGAAUUGUUUGCUGAAAACAUUCCUAACGAUGAAGCUCAAAUGCUUUCAAAUGGCAAAUUUACCUGCACUGUUUGCCAUUAUAGACCAGUUUUUGACACUGUUCAGAUUUUGGCUCAACAUCGACAUGGGAAAAAACAUCUUGAAAAUGCAAAGCGAGCAAAAGUGAAACUUGAUGAACUCCAAGAAUUGAUUGAAAUCCGAAAACAGAAUCAGUCUUUAGGAAAUAGUUCUUCAACUUUGCCUGGGAUUUCUAAAGCUGCUACUUCCUUGUUGACCAAAUCACCUUAUGAUGCACGAGUGUUGAAAAACAGGUUAAAAUCUCAUGACCGAAAACCAACGAUCAAUCUGCAGAAUUCUUCCACAAAUUUGGAGCCAUAUCUAGACUCGAGAGCAAAGAUCAAAGAUGAUCAGACAAAUGAAUUGGCUUAUAAGUAUUGGCAACUUGCUGGGUCAGGUUGGAAGAAAAACUGGAGUGGAAAAUGGGAAAAAGAUGAACAAGCAGAGUUUGAUUCUGAUGAAGAACCACCGGAUUUACCUUAA
Messenger RNA from Acanthosepion pharaonis, 705 nucleotides. The record is from the annotation of a GenBank genome assembly. NCBI's taxonomy places the organism in Eukaryota, Metazoa, Mollusca, Cephalopoda, Sepiida, Sepiidae.